AUGGAGUCCCCGAGGCAUACACUGAGAAUUAUCGAUGAGAGCUAUGAAUCGAAGAGCCGUUUCUACAAAAUGCUCUCAAUUUUUGCGAUUCUUUGGAAUCAUCCGCCUCUCAAGUAUCAAAGCAUUCACAGAUAUCCGGGCGAUCCAGAAGCGAAUCAUCGACCGAGAAACACCGAUGAUGAUGGUCAAGUUCUUUUGGAUCCGAAGUGUCCAAAUUGUGUCCCCGAUUCUCCGUGUCCAAGUGCUUGGGUCUACUCGUCAAAGUUGAAGCAGUGCUACAAGCGCAUUUUUGACGUCGAUUUUGCGACUGCUGAUCGAACUUGCCGCUUGAUGAACUCGCAUUUGGCCUCAAUUCAUUCCGAUGAGGAGAACGAGCUGCUUCUGGAUCUCGGAAGAGCCGGUACGACAAUGCCCGAGUGGCGACUGGUGCCCUUGAUCGGAGGAAAGAGGGUAAAACUAAGCCCUCAACGAAACAUUCACGAUUCUAGACGGGUCCCGGCAAAAACGAUUGGGAUUUGGGUGGACGGAAGCCCGUUUAACUACACCAAAUGGUCGGCCGGACAACCGGAUUUCGCCGCAAAUGUCGAGUCUUGUCUUCAGCUCUGGCCGGAUCGGAUGGCUGGCUUCGGCACGGACACCUAUCAACUCAACAAAUGGAACGACUACGUAUGCGACCUUCGCUAUCGAGUGGCGAUUUGUAAGCAGCCGGCCAAAUAU
Mesorhabditis belari is the source of this 717-nucleotide messenger RNA. Lineage: Eukaryota; Metazoa; Nematoda; Chromadorea; Rhabditida; Rhabditidae. The record is from the annotation of a GenBank genome assembly.